Molecule: messenger RNA, 1321 nt
Organism: Prorocentrum cordatum
Lineage: Eukaryota; Dinophyceae; Prorocentrales; Prorocentraceae
Source: the annotation of a GenBank genome assembly
AGUCGCCUUGGCCCCAGGCCCGCCCCUCCCGCCGCCACCUGCCACGCGCCCCGCCGCAGCUGCCGCGAGGAUGUCGCCCGAGCCGCGGCGGGCGGCGCGCGGGGCCUUCGUGCUCGCGGCCGCGCUCGCCGCCUGGAGCUCGGCCCCCGCCGCCUUCACGGGCUCCGGCGCCGCGGCCCCCAGGGGCGCCCUCACUCAGAGGAACGGCUACCGCCUGGACUGGAUGCUCGAGAAGAAGGACGGGACCAGCGACCUCCAGACGCAGGACGGCUACUGGGUUGGCGAGGUCGGCUUCGAACGCUCCCAGGGCGCCCAGGGCCUCCGCUACCGCAUGCGGCCCACGAGGCAGGAGUUCCUGGAGGGCAAGGAGGUCGACAAUCUCAUGUACGCCAUCGGCCCCGUCAAGUUCAGGGUCGGGGAGGCCUUCGGCGGAACCGGCAACAACGAGGCCAAUCGCCAGCUGAAGAGGAAGCUCGUGGCGGAAGACCUCACCGAUCCUGCGAAGAUCGAGGAGAACAAAUACUGGAAGGCCCGUUACGGCUACGAGCGCUGGGACAUGGGCAACAUCGACCAGUCGACUGGCCUGGCCACCACGUGGUUCCGUGGCCUGGCCGCCUGGUCCGGCCUCGACCCCAAGAAGGAGGAGCGCGGCGUGACCUGGUUCGAGGCCGACUGGGGCAAGCCGUGGCUGAAGAAGUACGUGGGGACGAAGCUCCCGGGCUGGGUUUCCGCCGCACAGGUCGAGAAGGAGUUCGACACUGGCAAGCUGAACGGCAAGUACCUGACCCUGCCCAAGCCCAACGACAACGCCAAGGCCACCGGCAUCUACGGCCCUUCCGCCCAGCUCAAGUGACCCGCCCGCGGGCGCGGGCAGCCGAGGCGAAUGUGCCCAGCAGUGAGUCGGGGGCCAUGAACCGAAGAAGAACACAUUGCAUACGGUGUGGGCGUUGGCAAAUCGGCGGCGAGCGAGGGGGGAAACUUCGAGGUUCGACCUUCGAGGUUGUAGGUUUUCGGGCCAUUCUCUUAUUAUAUUGUUGUUGUUAUUAUUGAUGUUCCCGCCCUCGCUCCAGACCGCAGUUUUCGUCCGGGUGCACGCGCCGCUGCCGCAGCCAUCCCGGGAGCUCGGAGCGGUGGUGGCGGCGGCUGCUCGGCUGCCCGAUGCCAGAAGAAAAAAAAGCCCUAGGGGAAGCGGUCUGCACCUGCACCUCUGGGGGGGCCACGACGUGAGCCUCCACGGCGUCGCCCCCUGCCCUUUGCCUGGUACCGCUCGGGCGUGUGCGUUUCUGCUCCUCUCGGCGAGGGCCCUCGAGGAGCAUCUCGG